GGAUGAGGCUCUGUGUACUAUUAGGGUGGGAGGGGGCCGCGAGCAGAGGAGAACGCCAGGCGCUCGACUCUCCCCUCUACCUGGCGGUACUCUCUGGUCCCGCCAGGGGUGAUCUCUGUAAGGAAUAGCAGGGGCUGCGGCCGCGGCGACGGGAGGUGACUGAGGCGCGCGGAGCCCGAAAAGUCCCGGUGCUCUCGGGUGCCUCCCAUCCCGGUCGCCGGCCGGCCGUCAGCACCAUGGACAGCAGCGCCGUCCCCGCGAACGCCAGCAACUGCACUGAUCCCUUCGCGCACUACGGUUGCUCCCCAGCACCCAGCCCGGGCUCCUGGGUCAACUUGUCCCACUCAGAUGGCAACCUGUCCGACCCAUGCGGUCCAAACCGCACCGAGCUGGGUGGGAGCGACAGCCUAUGCCCUCCGACCGGCAGUCCUUCCAUGAUCACGGCCAUCACCAUCAUGGCCCUCUACUCCAUCGUGUGCGUGGUGGGGCUCUUCGGAAACUUCCUGGUCAUGUACGUGAUUGUCAGGUAUACCAAAAUGAAGACUGCCACCAACAUCUAUAUUUUCAACCUUGCUCUGGCAGAUGCCUUAGCUACCAGCACCCUGCCUUUCCAGAGUGUCAAUUACCUAAUGGGAACAUGGCCAUUUGGAACAAUCCUUUGCAAGAUCGUAAUUUCUAUAGAUUAUUAUAACAUGUUCACCAGCAUAUUCACCCUCUGCACCAUGAGUGUUGAUCGCUACAUUGCAGUCUGCCACCCUGUCAAGGCCCUGGAUUUCCGUACUCCCCGAAAUGCCAAAAUUGUCAAUGUCUGCAACUGGAUCCUCUCUUCAGCCAUUGGUCUUCCAGUAAUGUUCAUGGCAACAACAAAAUACAGGCAUGGUUCCAUAGAUUGUACACUAACAUUCUCUCACCCAACCUGGUACUGGGAAAACCUUCUGAAGAUCUGUGUUUUCAUCUUUGCCUUCAUCAUGCCUGUCCUCAUCAUUACAGUGUGCUAUGGACUGAUGAUCUUACGCCUCAAGAGUGUCCGCAUGCUCUCUGGCUCCAAAGAAAAGGACAGGAACCUGAGAAGGAUCACCAGGAUGGUACUGGUGGUUGUGGCUGUGUUCAUCAUCUGCUGGACUCCCAUUCACAUUUAUGUCAUCAUUAAAGCCUUGGUUACAAUCCCAGAAACUACUUUCCAGACUGUGUCUUGGCACUUCUGCAUUGCUCUAGGUUACACAAACAGUUGCCUGAACCCAGUCCUUUACGCAUUUCUGGAUGAAAACUUUAAACGAUGCUUCAGAGAGUUCUGUAUUCCAACUUCAUCCACCAUUGAGCAACAAAACUCCACUCGAAUUCGUCAGAACACCAGAGAACAUGCCUCCACGGCCAAUACAGUGGAUAGGACUAACCAUCAGCUAGAAAAUCUGGAAGCAGAAACUGCUCCUCUGCCCUAACUGGGUAUCGCACCAUUCAGACCCUUCACCAAGCUAGAAACCACCAUCUGUGUGGAAGCAGUUCACUGCAAGUAUGUGUAGGAGGCUCUCGUUGCUAGGAAAGUGCCUGCUUUGAGGUCAUAAAAAUGCUUUCCUCUCUGGCCACUCCAUUCUGCACAUCAGAGG
Molecule: messenger RNA, 1604 nt
Organism: Carlito syrichta (Philippine tarsier)
Lineage: Eukaryota; Metazoa; Chordata; Mammalia; Primates; Tarsiidae
Gene: OPRM1
Product: opioid receptor mu 1
Exons: 4
Coding region: 237-1439 (400 amino acids)
Biological process (GO): G protein-coupled opioid receptor signaling pathway; neuropeptide signaling pathway; sensory perception of pain
Cellular component (GO): neuron projection; membrane
Molecular function (GO): morphine receptor activity; G-protein alpha-subunit binding; neuropeptide binding
Source: RefSeq, a predicted model, not a curated record